AUGGCAAAUUUCUAUGGUAUCUCCAUGAUAAUCAUAGUGUUCUUAGCCUUCAAGGGCAUGGUAAUUGUGCCCGUACUUGCAUCAAGGAACAUCACACCUGCUCCUGCUCUUGCUCCUGAACCAGAUUCGGAACUACCAAUACCACCUGAACCUCGACCGGGAUAUUAUCAUUAUCUAGACACUUGCACAAAACAUAUACAUGAUGACAAAUGUGGCCUAGAAAUCAUUAAAGGGUUGGAUGGAAAAGGCAAAGUUAGCAAGGAUUGUUGCCUUCAACUGGUAGAAAUGGGAUAUGAUUGCCACAUUGCAUUGGUUGAAGCACUUGGACUGAUUGCUGCAGAAGAUGCAGAUCCAGCUUAUCCAAAGUUUGAACAAUUUAAUGAAGGUCUUCCCAAGACUGGUCCAGAGGUGUGGAACCAGUGCGUGAAAGAUACUGUUAGUCCUCCCCUCCCUCUUAUCAAUUAG
This is a messenger RNA of Telopea speciosissima, 465 nucleotides long. RefSeq names its product protein DOWN-REGULATED IN DIF1 11-like. Lineage: Eukaryota; Viridiplantae; Streptophyta; Magnoliopsida; Proteales; Proteaceae. The record is from RefSeq and is a predicted model, not a curated record. Bases 1 to 465 code for a protein of 154 amino acids. The transcript has a single exon.